Zootoca vivipara (common lizard) is the source of this 6934-nucleotide messenger RNA. Its product is annotated as cytochrome P450 2K1-like. The record is from RefSeq and is a predicted model, not a curated record. Gene Ontology annotation, molecular function: heme binding; oxidoreductase activity, acting on paired donors, with incorporation or reduction of molecular oxygen, reduced flavin or flavoprotein as one donor, and incorporation of one atom of oxygen; iron ion binding. NCBI's taxonomy places the organism in Eukaryota, Metazoa, Chordata, Lepidosauria, Squamata, Lacertidae. Gene Ontology annotation, biological process: xenobiotic metabolic process. Gene Ontology annotation, cellular component: intracellular membrane-bounded organelle; cytoplasm.
CUGCAGUUGCAAGACAUUGUCCUUGACCAAACUGCACUGUAGGUUUCAUUAUAACCACUGCCAAAAAAAUUGCUUGCUGAAACGAAAUGGAUUGGACAGAGCCGAUUCCAGCAUUGUUCCUCUUUAUCCUUAUGAUUACCUUUGUUUUGAAACUGGGCAUUUUCUGGAACAAGAGCUCCCAAAAUCUUCCACCAGGACCAAGGCCUUUACCUCUCAUUGGGAAUCUCCACAUCAUGGAUCUGAAGAGGCCUUACAGAACCAUGUUAAAGUUGUCAAAGCAAUAUGGCCCUGUUUUCAGCAUCCAAAUGGGACCCCAGAAAACUGUGGUGUUGGCAGGAUAUGAGACCGUAAAGGAGGCUCUGGUUAAUCAGGCAGAUGCAUUUGCAGACAGGUCCAUCAUUCCCAUACUUCAAGAUCUUGCACCAGGCUUUGGUGUAACUCUGUCUAACGGUGAAAACUGGAAAGUGAUGCGGCGGUUUGCUUUAAGCACAUUACGGGACUACGGAAUGGGAAAGAGGACCAUAGAGGACAGAAUUGUUGAGGAAUGCAGUGUCCUGAUAAAGAAAUUUGAAUCCUACGAAGGAAACCCAUUUGAGACCAACACAAUUAUGAAUGCAGCUGUUGCCAAUAUUAUAGUGGCCAUACUACUAGGCAAGCGAUUUGAUUAUGAAGAUCCCACAUUCAUAAGACUUCUGAAGUUGAUCAAUGAAAAUAUCCGGCUUUUUGGAAGCUCUUCAGUCACGCUUUAUAACAUGUUUCCCACUCUUGGUUUUCUUUUGGGGGCUCCUAAGAAUUUCACUCAAAACAGAGCUGAGCUGUUUGCCUUCAUAAAUGCCACCUUCCUAAAACACCUGAGAGAUCUGGAUGAAAAUGACCAGAGGAGCUUUAUUGACUCAUUUCUUAUCCAACAGCAAGAGUUCAUACUCUUUGCAACCCAGGAGGAAAAGAAGAACAAGACGAAUGGAUACUUCCACAACGAAAACUUAAAAAAUGUUGUGCUCAACUUGUUAGCUGCUGGCAUGGAGACCACUUCUACCACACUGCGCUGGGGACUGUUACUAAUGAUGAAACAUCCUGAAAUUCAGAUAAAGGUCCAAGAAGAAAUUGCAAUGGUUGUUGGAUCUUCUCAGCCAAGAAUUGAACACCGAACAAAAAUGCCUUAUACAGAUGCUGUGGUCCAUGAGAUCCAGAGAUUUGCCAAUAUUGUCCCAACCAACCUGCCACUUGCCACGGCUACAGAUGUUACCCUCAAUGGCUACUUCAUUCCAAAGGGGACUCACGUCAUACCACUGCUGUCCUCUGUGCUGCAUGAUGAAUCUCAAUGGGAGAAACCACAUAAAUUCUAUCCUGAGCAUUUUCUCAACUCUGAAGGAAAAUUCGUAAAGAGAGAUGCUUUCAUGCCUUUCUCCGCAGGACGGAGAGCAUGUUUAGGUGAGACUCUUGCCAAAAUGGAGCUUUUCCUCUUCUUCACAAGUCUCCUGCAGAGAUUUACCUUCCAGCCACCCCCUGGAACAUCUCAAGAAGAUCUGGACCUUACUCCUGCUGUUGGGGGUGUAACACCUCCUAUGCCCCACCAGCUCUGUGCUCUGACACGUUUUUAAGAUUCACGAAUUCCUGGGUUGCUUAUCCUACCUGUGUGUGCAAUGCGAGCCUUUUUUAAGAAACACCCCAUUCAACGGGGGUAUUUUGAUUGAGUAGCCUACUGGUUGAAUUGGUCCAUGCUUUGUCAAAAACCUUAAGUGUCCCCCAUUACUGCUGAAUCCUUUGAAACUAGCAUUGGAGCAUCUCUUACGUAAAACCUGGCUCUGGGUUCCUAUGACACUAUGGGCAUACAUAUCAAGCAACAAAACUGGUUUCAUGUAUUCCCAUGUUAACAUACAGUAUACCUUCAAAUAUCUUGAUGCAUCAUAUUCCCAGGUAGAGAAUGUGCAGAUAAUUGUUACCAAGAUGAUAAAGGGUCUGGAAAUCAUGCCUUAUGAGGAAUGGUUGAGGAAGUGGGCUAUGUUAGCUUCUGUGGCUUCAAUGUAUUUGGAUUCUGUAGAAGACAAGGCUAUGCAGUGGUACCUCGACUUCCGAACGACUUGACAACCAAAUUUUUCAAUUUACGAAUGGGGCAAAUGGCCGCGCGCUUAUGAUUUUUUCGACAUCCAAAUGGAAACCACGGCAGUUUUAGAGUUUUUUCGACUUUUGAAGUUUUCCGUUUCCAAUGCAUUCCUAUGGGAAAUCGCAUUUCCAAUGGUGCUUUUCGACUUACGAAUUUUUCGACCUACGAAGGUGCCUUCGGAACGGAUUAAAUUCGCAAGUCGAGGCACCACUGUACAAUUCUGUAUAUAACUGCCCCAGGAGAUUGGACCAUUGGCAGACAUAAAAGCAUACCCACCUAUAGAUUUAUAGGGUUUUUUGCAACUGGGUUUGCUUCUGGCAUCUUGAUGCUGUCAAUUAGUUCAGUGACUUUCUGUUUCUGGCUUAGAAUAAAACAGCCAUCUUCUCUCUGUAUCUGGACUCCUAGAUAGUAAUGAACCUUUUCUUGUUCUUUGACUGCCACAUCUUUGCUUAAAUUUUCUUCUACUUCUAUGUACUCUCUUUCAUUUAUGAUUGCAAUUAUCAGGUCAUUCAUGGGUGUCAGAACGUAAGACAAUUGUUCAUUCUUACAUUUGUUGUACAAACACUUGUCUCCAUGGCCCUAGUUGUGUUAGCAUGGUGUGUGAUAUUUCGUUCCAUGCCCUAGUAGCUUCUUUUAGUCCUUAAAGCCCUUUUUGAAGUCUGCAUAUCAAAUGCACUUUGUUUGACUUGAUAAAACACUUGCUACAUGUAAAUCUCCUCUGAGAUUUUGCCAUGUAAAAAUGCAGCUUUUAUGUCUAUGUGUCUCGUGCCUAUUUGCUUAGGCGGCUUUGCCUAAAAGCGUUCUGAUGGUGGUGUAUCUGACUACUGGAGUGCAUGGGGCAUCCUAGUCUUCUCCAUAGCGUUGACUGAAACCUUGUGAACAAGCCUCACUUAGUAACACUGCACCUCCCCUUCUGCACCCUGUUUCACUUUAAAACCCACUUGCUUCCUAAGGCAUUCUUUCCAGGAGGCAGGUCAGUAAAGGUUCAGGAGUGGUUCUGGUGCAGUGUAUCUAUUUCCUACUAUGGAACAUCCUUCCAGAGAUGGGCUUGAGUGGCUGGUAUCACCUCUAUCAUUUCCCAGGUAGAAGGUUCUAUGGGUUGCACUGACCCUGUGAGGUAGGAUAGUCACGGUGAUAGGACACCUCUAUUGGAUUUUGAUGAGCAUCUGAACUGUGGUCCUGGAACUGCUUCCUCCUCAUCCUCCAGUGCAGGCAUCUCUACGUCAGACUUAUUAACCGUCUUGGAGCUCAGGAGUCCUGAUCACACACCAUGUGCUGUUUAAAUGUAGGGGAUUUCUGUGACUUUACGGUUUUGCAAGCCUUGGCUAUACAGGAAUACCUCAUUUUGUGACCAGGAUCUGUUCUGGAGUCCCGGUCGCUGGCCGGAAAGGACACUGGACAAAGUGUCACAUCUGUGCACACGCAUGGAAUGGUUUGUGCUUUUGUGCAUGUGCGAAGCGUGAUUUAGCACUUCUGUGCUUGUGCGAGUGGUGAACCCAGAAGUAACCUGUUCCGAUACUUCCGGGUUUGCCGUGGACGUUCAACAGAACGGGCGCUCGACGAGGCGGACACUAGACGAAGUACCACUGUAUGUAUUUCCUUGUUACAAUUAAAACACAAACUUUUUUCUUGGGCCUUGUGCUUCACUUGGUACUUAGACAUAUAGUUUGAAUCAUUGGCUUUGGCAGUUCUGAUUGGAGAGUCUUGUAUUCUUUCCACACGUUCCUCUCUCAGAUAGGCAAUCACUUUUCUUAGAGUUAAGUGAGUUGCAAAAGUCUCAGAUUUAGGUCCCAGGAAAUAACCAACUUUCUGGUCUUCCUGUAUUCUGUGAAUUCUAGUUUUCAAUCAUUGUUAAGAAUUCUAUUAUGUGACUGCUCCAGUCUUUCUUAGAUCUGAGCCUCUUGGGCUUGCUAAUUAGAAGAUCAGUGGUUCAAAUCUGCGUGGUGGGGUGAACUCCCAUAGUUCUGUCCCAGCUCCUGCUGACCUAGCAGUUCGAAAGCACACCAGUGCAAGUAGAUAAAUAGGUGCCACUACAAUGUGAAGGUAAACAGUGUUUCCAUGCGCUCUGGCACUCAUCACAGUGUCCCGUUGCGCCAGAAGUGGUUUAAUCAUUCUGGCCAUAUGACCCUGAAAGCUGUCUGUGGAAAAAUGCCAGUGCCCUCAGUCUGAAGGGAGAUGAGCACCACAACCCCAUAGUUGCCUUUGACUGGACUUAACCGUCCAGGGUCCUUUACCUUUUUUACCUUUUAAAAAAAACACGCACACACGCACACACACAACAACAACAAUCCAAAAUACAAUCUAGCAUCCAAAAUACUACAGAGAAGUAUAGCUACUUCUAGUUUAUUCUGCUUUUCCCAUGCCACGAUUGGUGUUUUGCUGCCAAUUUCUUCAAAAGUCCAAUACAAAACAAGCAGCACACGAGGGCACAAGAUUCAAUCAAGUUUCAAUCAAGUAUUAUUAAUCCAAAAAGAAAACAAUAAGAGAACCAUAUACAAGUGCUGACACAGAAGCCAAAACCAAACGUCAAGCAGAUAGCAUAUACAAAUAAAUACCGAAAGGCAAACCAGUCUUAAUGGUCUUUGAGUAGUACAAUUUCUAAAAUACAUGUACAUAUAAAUAGAUACUUACAUUUCUUAUAUUCAGAGUUUUCUUAGUUUGAGCAUGUAUAUACAUGUAUUUUAGAAAUUGUACUACUGUAUUAGUUUAAAUAAUAAUUAGAUUUUGAUUUGUAUUACCAGUGAAUAUGUAAAUGAGAGAACCUUUUGAAAAAGAACUUGAGCAUUGUGGCCUAAGCCAAGAUAAGUGGUUUCAUACGAAUUGUAAGUACUGCCUUUGAUAUUUGUUUGUUUAGAUGUAUAUUAGUGAUUUAGUUCGAAUACUAAUAAGACCUGGUUUAUACCACCAGUGAAUGCACUAAACAUAACUGAAAGCAGAAGGAGGAACUACUGAAGAAGCCCGUCAUAUGGGCGAAACAGGCGAAAAACGCCGGCAGCCUGUCUAUCAUUGACACUUUGUUCGACCUGCUGCCACUUUGCUGACCACUAUAUAGCCUCAAAGACCAUAAAGACUGGUUUGCCUUUCGGUAUUUAUUUGUAUAUGCUAUCUGCUUGACGUUUGGUUUUGGCUUCUGUGUCAGCACUUGUAUAUGGUUCUCUUAUUGUUUUCUUUUUGGAUUAAUAAUACUUGAUUGAAACGUGAUUGAAUCUUGUGCCCUUGCGUGCUGCUUGUUUUGUAUUGGACUUUUGAUGAUUGAUGUUUUGGCUACGUCACUGGUGCCAGAAGGAUUUUCAUUUUCAAUGCAAUCCAAGAUUUCUCUAAAAUAUAUUAUGACAUCUAGGUGUUUUUCAAUUGGAUGGUGAUGUUCUGUGAGAGUCUGGGUAGGUUGCUUAAGGCUUCCCUCAUCAAUGGAAUUCUGACUGGUCAUGUCAAAAAUGGGGGAAAUGUGUCAAAUUCAAAAUCAAAACUUACAUCUCCAAUUGAUUUAAAACUCAAAAUAAAAAGGGACUAACCUGCUUGCUAAACUAAUUUAGAGGCUGUUAAAAGAAUAAAUGAAAGAUCAACACCGGGAAUGUUUUAAUUGGACUAAUUUGGACUAAUUAAGAAAUGCAGUAUGAGAUUAGAUCAUCACUCCCCAAACUUCAGAGCAUGGGAAGUCACCCAAAAGAUAUAUAAUUUGACAUUGAAUAUUUGGCUUUUUUGAUUGUAUUAUAAUUCGGAAUGUUUUAAUGUGGUUUUUAUUGGAUGGUUAAAUUUAAUAAAUAUUAUUUUUAUUAAAAAAACCUCAAAAACUUCUCUGCCUCUGAGAGGAGAGAGGGAGCUAAUCCCUUUCACAAUGGAGACAAUGGAAGUCACCAUGUGCUCACCAGGAAAUAUAAAAAAUGUCCGCUUUCAAUUUCUCUUCUCUUUUAAGAAAAUCCACAUCCACUGAAAUACUUUGAAUUUUGUCUUAACUGGGCCCCAUAACCUUUGUAGGAAUGGAUUUAGGCCCCAUGAGAGGAUGCACUGCUUAGUUAUUAUCUUUCCUUGCUCAUAUGCUCCAAUAUAUACAAAGAUAUACCCUAAUACUUGUUGCCGUGUUUAAGCAGAGUAACUAUUGCGCAACAAAAAGCAUUUUAAGGAGACUGCAAAGUAUAAUCAGGAGUGGAUUUAAUUAAAGAAAUAAUAACAGAAGUUGCACUAAUCAUAAGAACAUUACAGAAACAUGACCCACUAUCCAGGGUACUGAGCGCGGUACGCAGACCUCCUCAUAUACUGUAUGCGAUUGCUGACACGCCUUAAAUCAAUACAAGCUUAACAUCAGCUGCUGUACUGCCCCACAGCUGCAAAACUAGGUCACUACUUUUAUUAUUUCUUAUUAUUAUUACUUUUAUUCUUUCUUUUAAAGAGAUACACAUUUCAGUGGAACAGUAAUGAACCUCAAACUGUAAAUCACUCAACAAUACCACCAUGUUAAACAGGUUCAAGAUGGAAAUGAAUAAAAACUAUAUUAAAAAAGGGAAAUAUUUGUAAGUGUUUCAAUGGGAGAAAGUUCAGGAAAUUCUGGACACAAAAGAGCAAUGCACGUGGAGAGCAAUGACCCGAGUUGUAUUUGCAAAAUCGCAGCCAAGCAGCGAUUUGCCCUUUGGUUUUCUUACAGAAAGCAUCUACGUCAGCCCAAAUAUACGAUGGCCAGGGGAGGGAGCAUUAUUUCAUUAAAGAUGGCUGGCCAGGCACCAGUGCCCUCCAUGUCCCGAGCCGAGGGAGGGGGCAAGGAGCCGUGGCUGUGCCCCCCGCCCCCCAAUAUGCACAUGAUUCAGGCCAAGCUCUGUGCCCCAUUCGGGAUCGGGG